AUGCGAAGGAAACAACCGUGGACAAAGCUAGGUCCUGACGAGUCUCCGACGCCGUGCACUAGCAAAACUUCUUUUUCGGACAAAGCUGACGGUGAAGACUACGAGCCGUUCUACGUGACGUUUUUCAAAGUCGGCGCGACUUUGGCAAUGCUGGUCGGUCUCGGUUUGGUGUUCAUUACGUACGAUCAGCUACUACCACACUAUAAGAAAGACACCUUUCAUGAUGUAACACGAUACCGUCAUCCUGAAGUCCACGCCAUUGACAUGCCACGGGAACAGUCUUCCAUCCGAAUUGGAGUCCAAAACGCACCGCACGUGCGCUUACCGGAAACAUCCCAGUACGAUGCGUUUGGAAUCAUGGAGAGCCACUUCGAAAACUCUACAACAACCAGCGCAAAGCAUUUUUUUCAAGUAGCGCUAUCUAUCCGGGAAUCGUUUGCUGAAAUAUACGGUGGGGUCGGCCAAGCCCGUUCUCUUCUCGACCGAGGAUUGGCUUCUUUGAACGAGACAGCGUCGACUUCCAUCGCACUGCCGAAAAAGUUGGCCCAUCACAUCUCCUUGCUUCAAUUAUCGACUUCUGGCAAAACAUCGUUUCAAGUCGUUGUCGUAGGUGGAUCUGCUGCAGCAAGCUAUGGUAAUUACCACGAUACAGCAUACUCUUUUGUUGUGGAACGCAUACUACGGAAACCAAUGCAGGCUCUAGGACUCGAAAUCAAGGUACAUAAUCUGGCUAUGCAUGAUUUGACCGAAUUUCCGAUAAGUUGGUGUCUGAAGCAUGCCACCGGUGGCGAGAUGCCCGAUCUGCUCAUUUAUGACUACGACGAAUCCCCUCCUGCUCGCUUUGAAGCUUUUUUGCGUCACUUGGGAGCCCAAAUUCCGUUUUUUAUGUUUUUAUCACCCAAAGACGCUCUUCUGCCUAUCUUAAAGUACUAUGCGAAAGAAUCAUUUCUCCAAAACCCAGUUUUGAUCCGCGAUCGAGAAGCGGCUCGACCUUGGCGAAAUGUGGCCGAAACACAGCUUCCAAAGGGCUUCCGAUUGUGGGAUCAAUUCGACUCUAUUAGUGGGACACCGGAUAAGACGUACAAGAAUCGAUCUCGAUCACACCAAAAUUUGAUUGGUUGGUUGAUCGCGAUGAGGCUGUUGAGCGCCUUGCAACUUUCUGCUCUGGAACAGUUUGACGAAGAGAUAUUGAUUCAGCCCUCGUUGCCUGCUCCUUUGCUCCUCGACCAGUCUCUAGAAAGCCAAAUCUUUCUUGGCGGAGAAUAUUCAGCACAGCUAGAAUGCUUCACAAGCUUUGAAUGGGUCAGCCGUAGCGGAUCGAUGCGAGGAGGGGGUAUUGGUCUAGAAAGUGAUGUUCGCUCCAACCUCCAGAAUCUUGUGUUGCGCGACAGCACCAUCGGCGAAGAUUCUGAGCUACUAUUGCCGAAAACGGCGCAGUGGUUUACCAAAAGAUGGACACUCGAUUUGGACACGACCUCCAAAAGGAACAAGCUAAGAACGAAAGGAUCUGACUUUCUCGGGUUUAUGGAUUGGAAGAAAGCCUUCUGGGGUGUGCCACAAUCGGGACCUCUAUCUCUACUUAUACCUGUUUCGAAUGAUAUCAAGCUACAAAAGGGAACUGCACUCGCGCAAGACUUCAUGAUGUCUCUGAUUGUAUGCGGUGCUGAAACACGAAGCUCGGGAAAAGGAAGUUGCGAUCUUGAGGCAGACGUCUCUUUCAGCAUUGGGGGGCACCAGACCAAGCCUUGCGUUCGUCGAAAGAGUCCAACAGCUGUGUUGAAAUCGUCACUCCUCCAAAGGCGAAGCUGA
This is a messenger RNA of Phaeodactylum tricornutum CCAP 1055/1, 1809 nucleotides long. RefSeq lists its product with no specific name. The coding region runs from base 1 to 1809 and encodes 602 amino acids. The record is from RefSeq and is a predicted model, not a curated record. The transcript has 2 exons. Lineage: Eukaryota; Bacillariophyta; Bacillariophyceae; Surirellales; Neidiaceae.